Aspergillus fumigatus Af293 is the source of this 1635-nucleotide messenger RNA. Its product is annotated as DUF2841 domain-containing protein. NCBI's taxonomy places the organism in Eukaryota, Fungi, Ascomycota, Eurotiomycetes, Eurotiales, Aspergillaceae. The transcript is spliced from 3 exons. The coding region runs from base 1 to 1635 and encodes 544 amino acids. The record is from RefSeq and is a predicted model, not a curated record.
AUGGGUCUAUCCGUGCGUUCAUCGAUCAACAUCCCUUACGCCCACUACGCCAUGAUCUAUCUCGACAACAUGGGCAGACUGAAGGUGACGGAAUCUCCGUCUAUCCAGGAGCAGAAUGGAACUGUCUUCACACCAGAAGUCCGUGAAAGAUUUUUGGAAAUCCUUGGUGCCAAGAUCGGGUACCAGCGCCCCAUGGUUCGAAGUAUUUAUGAUCCUCAACAGCCGCUUGGUCACUUGCCCUACCGUCAAACCAAGCGGCGCAGAAAUUCCCCAGCCGACUCUAUGUACGGUGUACCGCCAUCUGUCCAGUUCCCAGGCCCCGUUGAGGAAACACCCUCUUGUGGAUCAGUGGACAUGGUCGGGCUCGAGAUCGGUGAUACUCCUAAAGUCCUCGACUACUAUGAGAGAUCCUUGAAACACUUCCAGCAGCUUAACUGCCGUCAGAUUGCAAAGGCAUUCAUUAAGUUCAUUGAGCCAAGAAAGCAAGUCAAGCACCCCUAUAAUGGAGGUAAACCCCCCGCAGGAGCCCCUCCUGGUAAGAAGGGCGACCCAGAGAAGACAAAGCCAGAAUGGUGGCCCGCCGAUGUGGUUCACAAGGAGCCUGACCAUCUUCGAAAGGAUCGUACGUGUACCCCUCCAGAAGGUUUCCUGUGUCACGUAACUUUGCUGACAGAUGUAGAACGCCUGUCUCUGUUGAUUCAUAUCAUCCGCAAGCUUGGAAGAUUCGGUAUCACUACAGAUCAAUUGCAGGAGAUCGCCCACGACUGCAAGCGGCAGCUCAGAGGACCUCACAGACUCCAAAUCCUGGACGAGGUCUUCAGAGUGAGAAGGAUGGAAGAACGCUAUGAAAGAGGAGAAGUUGAUGCCAACACGAUUGUAUAUGUUGUCAACCGAGAGUCGAACCCGAAAGAGAAGGAUGCUGACUCCAACGUGGAUCUGGACCAGAAGCAUGAGCAAGAAGACGAUAAUGCGGAUGAGGCACUUCCCAUUCACCACUCUGAGGUGAACUCAACCAGCCUGAUGUCGAGCUCAGUCGAACACAUGGGCAUGGCGGCACCAAGUCGCCCAAUGAAUAUUGGGGAUGAGAGGAACCAGUUGUUUCCUUUACCGGAGUCGUUGAGCUUCGGUGAGGCACCGCGAGAUGAUCGGACCUUCUUUCCCACAACCUCUGAGUAUACCGAAGAUUAUGCAUCACAGCAGAUGCUUAGAACCCCUGCAACAACGGCGCUUGUCAGCCCCAAUGAGCCACCUGCCGCUUUCGAUUAUAUGACACAGGCACCCAUCACCUCCUCUGCUCCGGAGCAGAUUUCCCACCACCGCCAAGCUACCCUGCCCAUGCAGCACUCGGCCAGCUUCGACCCCUGGACGCCUUCGUUCCGACACAAUCUCUUCAACCCAGUGGAGUAUGGUACUGCACCCAGUCAUGCCAUGUCUCAGACUACUAUGUCAUAUCAACUUCCCAUGACGCCGACGUCUCACCCCCAGGAAAUGCCUCAUAUGACUCAUAACCUGCCGAACCUGCCUCAAGACAGACCUUUAAGCAUGGAUAGCAUGAGCAUGAGAGGCCCUUCUUUCCGCACAGGGUCUUUGAGUCAUCCUCGCGAACCAUUACAGCAAACUCCUCAUUCUAGCUGA